Scheffersomyces coipomensis is the source of this 1753-nucleotide messenger RNA. RefSeq lists its product as uncharacterized. The transcript has a single exon. Lineage: Eukaryota; Fungi; Ascomycota; Pichiomycetes; Serinales; Debaryomycetaceae. Bases 445 to 1635 code for a protein of 396 amino acids. The record is from RefSeq and is a predicted model, not a curated record.
ACAACUAAAAAUUGAUCAAUUGAAUUUUCUUGAACAAAACACGACAAUUCAAAAAUAAUUGUAAACGACUGAUAAAAAAUAGAUUAUACGAAGGAGAGAGAAGAAGGAUCUAAAAUCGGGGAACGGCUUUCGCACCUUCUUAAGACAAAACCUAAAUCCAUUUUGGGAAAUGUUUUGCGUCGACUAAAUAGGAAAUAAUAUAUAAAAAAGUAAGGAAAUAACAAUAAUACUGUCUUCGUAUAAUUAUUUUAUGCUUCAGAUAAAUAAAAGAUAAUUGAAGUUACCCUAGAAAAAGUAUGGAAAUAAUAUACAACAUUCUUUUUAUAUAAUUCUUAAUAUGCUGUAUACUUUUUUUAUACUUGUUAUGCUCUAUUCACACUUAGUAUAAAUAGAGGAUAAUUCAUAACAUUUUUAAGAUUUUAUUACACUAGUAACAUAAGCAUAAUGAACGAAGAAAACUUACCCUCUGGAAAAAACUCUGCUGAACUUGCAAAAGCUCAUUCUAGUCAAGACCCUCAGAAGGCAGACCAAAGCCUUCAACCUGAAAAUCUUAAAGACAUUUCAGAUUUGGUUCUUCUUGUUGAUACAACCUCAAACGAUGAGUUAGAAAGUCUUUUGAUUCCUGAUAUUGCAACGGUGGGACAAGUGUUAUAUCACAAUAAUGCUUUGACUUAUGAAGAUUCCUUGAAAUGUUUCUUUGAUAAUGCUCACAAAUUUAACAACCCAUUGAAUAUUACUUUAAAAUUUAAACUUGGACUUCAAGAUGAUGGAAGUUCUAUGAAUGAUUUAUUAUUGAAGGCAAAUGGUAUCAAAUCAAAGGGUAAUUUCAAAUUUAAAAUCCAUAUCUUUAAAGUUGUAACUCAUCAAACACCCGAUAGUUUCAAAAUGCCUCCAUUGGAACUUUUCAAAGAUUUGAAUUGUAUUAGCUUCAGAUUUGAUACUGAUCUUAUUCCACGAGUUCCAUUUAAAUCAAGAACAGAACAAGCUAUUGCUUAUCACAAGAACGUUGACCAUCAUAUACCAAUCUCAAUUUCUUGGUUAGGAGAAGAUCUUGAAGAAUUACACUUGGGCCAAAAAGUUAGAUUGUUGGGUAAAAGUUAUGUGGAUCUUGUAUUUCCAAAGUUGGUUAAUGUUGGUUUUGAAUGUUACGAUCUUGUUAGUAGUCAUAAUUUUUCACUGUUCUUAUUAAAAAACAAACGAAAGGACAAGCAGAAGAACUUAAUUUUACGAGACUUUCAAUCGGGACCCCUUUUCGUCAAAACUUUCUUAUAUUUUAACAAUGUUUUUCUUGUAGGGUUUGAAAACCCCUUGGAUACUGCUCAUAUGGUCGGUUUGUUAUGGCUGGCUAAAGAAAUACACCUCUAUGGAACAGCAAUAGAGUAUUAUUUUGAUUGGGCAAAAACGGAUGAAUUACCUGUCACUACUAAAACAAUCUACUAUCUGUGUAAUGCAGAAUGGCCUUCAGAAAUUGCCCAAGAUUCACUUGAAAAAUUAAGAGAGAUAUCUAAGUUAUAUCUGAUUGAUCUAAUUGAAGUUCCUUUCUUACCCGAACAUCAAACUGCUUCGAAGAAUAAUCAACUUCGUUUUCAUCUUUUGAAUUAUACUAAAAUUGUUGAUUUUGAUGAUGUAGAAUAAAAAGUAUUCACUCAUUGAAUAAAUACAUAUUGAAAUAUAUAUUGAACUUUUUAGAUUAUAGCUUCUUAAUCCAAUCUAAUUGUGGUUUUCGAUUACACCUAUUGCACCAAAAAAUUAU